Molecule: messenger RNA, 2478 nt
Organism: Penicillium brevicompactum
Lineage: Eukaryota; Fungi; Ascomycota; Eurotiomycetes; Eurotiales; Aspergillaceae
Product: glycosyltransferase
Exons: 6
Coding region: 1-2478 (825 amino acids)
Biological process (GO): carbohydrate metabolic process
Molecular function (GO): UDP-glycosyltransferase activity; hexosyltransferase activity
Source: RefSeq, a predicted model, not a curated record
AUGUCUAAUCUUGCGGUUCAGUCAUCAGAGCUUAAUGAUGAUCAGCCGCCCAGAUACUCCAUGCUUGAGGCGGCCGGAUGGCCCCCAGAAGAGCCCCACGUUCAAGAUGAUGGACGUAUAAGACUGGAUCUUGACUCCAAGCUUUGCCGGACUCUCACAAAGCUAAUUCCGGCGCCGCGCGAGGAACCUGAUCUUUCACAUCCCCCCGGAAGUGGGGUUUGUGACAUUCAUUUGAAUAUUGUUAUUCAAGUUGUCGGAAGCCGAGGUGAUGUGCAACCAUUUAUUGCCUUGGGCAAUGAGCUUCAAUUGCACGGCCACCGCGUGCGUUUGGCCACCCAUAACAUAUUCGAAGAUUUUGUUGCCAAGUCUGGCCUGGAAUUCUACCCUAUUGGAGGAGACCCAUCCGAGCUGAUGGCAUAUAUGGUGAAAAAUCCCGGUUUGAUCCCCCAAAUGAAGACUUUGCGUGACGGGGAGAUCCAGCGUAAAAGGGCAAUGGUGGCGGAGAUGUUGACGGGUUGCUGGGAAUCCUGCAUCAAUGACGAUCCGAUCAGUGGCAUCCCGUUUGUUGCCGAUGCCAUAAUCGCCAACCCUCCGAGCUUUGCACAUAUUCACUGUGCGCAGGCUCUCUCGAUUCCUUUGCAUAUGAUGUUUACUAUGCCCUGGACCAGCACCAAAUCGUUUCCCCAUCCAUUGGCAAACUUGAAAUAUUCAAACACGGAACCGACAAUUGCGAAUUUUGUGUCAUAUGGCAUUGUUGAGUGGAUGACAUGGCAAGGUCUCGGCGAUGUGAUCAAUGACUGGAGGGCGACUUUAGAUCUGGAACCUAUACCGGCGACCGAAGGCCCGUCUCUAUGCGACACUCUUCGGAUCCCUUUCACAUACUGCUGGUCUCCGUCUUUGAUGCCGAAGCCACUCGAAUGGCCAUCGCACAUUGAUGUCUGUGGGUUCUUCUUUCGCUCGCAACCAGACUACAAACCACCCCCGGAUCUGGAUGCUUUUCUUCGAAAUGGAGUUCCGCCAGUGUAUAUCGGUUUUGGCAGUAUUGUUAUUGAAGAUUCUGCUGGGAUGACGGCGUUGAUACUCCAGGCAAUCAAGACGCUAGGUAUUCGUGCAAUAGUGUCUCGAGGCUGGAGCCGAUUGGGCGAAGAAUCCUCGAACGACCAGGUGUUCUAUCUCGAUGAUUGUCCUCACGAAUGGCUUUUCCAGCACGUUUCUGCUGUGGUCCAUCACGGUGGUGCAGGAACCACGGCAUGUGGAUUGCUUUUCGGAAAGUCCACAGCCAUCAUACCAUUCUUUGGGGAUCAACUUUUCUGGGGCAAUUUGAUCGCCUCUCGCGGGCUUGGGCCGAAGCCUAUUCCUCACAAAUCCCUUACUGCGGAAAACUUAGCAGAGGCCAUUCAAUUCUGUCUUCAACCUUCAGCUCAGGCCGCAGCUCGAGAUGUGGCUAGACAGAUGCGGGAUGAAACUGGAGUCAAGACCGCAGUGGCGUCUUUCCAUCGCAAUUUACCUUUGGAUCGUAUGCGAUGUCAUUUGUUGACAUCAGAGCCAGCGGUGUGGAAAUUGAAGAAGGCCUCAAAGCCAAUGCACUUGUCUCGGCUUGCGGCGGAGGUACUUGUCGAGCACCACCGUUUGAAGUCAAGUGACCUGGAGCCUUAUGCAAGCAAUCCAAUCUAUAUUCAAAAUCGUCGAUGGGAUCCUGUCACAGGUACCACUUCCUCUCUCAUUGGCACAAGCACCGAUAUAGUGAAAGCCACAGGCGAUAUUUUCCUCCUCCCAUAUCAAGAAUUCCGUCGUCGUCCUCAUAGCCCGUCGGCAGAUGUCACUACUGAACCUUCGAGCGGUCGUGCUCCUAGCGUCUCCUCCUCGGUCGCCUCUUCGGUGGUCACUGCCAAUAGUGAAAGAAAUUCAAAAAUGAAAACCACAGGUGUCGCUAUGGCUUCUUCAACAAAGAGCUUGGGGAAAGUGAUGGGCCACUUCUAUAAAGGCAUGCUUGUCGACAUGCCUUUGGCUGUGAGUGAGGGGCUAAGAGCAGUCCCGCGAUUGUAUGGCGACGAAGUCAAAGAUCAUGGUGAUGUUCGGGAUUGGAAGUCUGGAACCACAGUUGCAGGUAAGAACUUCGCACAUGGAAUGACGGAAGGGUUCAGUGAUCUAUGGACCCAGCCCUACAAAGGUGGUCAGGAAGAAGGGGCCAGGGGUGUGAUGAAGGGGUUAGCCAAGGGCACUCUUGGAGCUACCACCAAAGUCUCAUCCGCUGCCUUGGGGUUGGUAGCGUACCCAGCCCACGGGAUGAUGAAAAGCCUAUAUACCGCAACGCAUUCAAAGACUCGCAAAAAAAUCAUAGAAGCUCAAAAGAGAGCAGGGAAGUAUACGGAAGAGCAUACAGAUAAGGGAAGAAUUGGUCGCCAAGUUGUUCUCCGCAAAUUUGAAGCGCAACAACGCAUGGAAACCAGAUCAAACAUACAAGAUCAUCAGACUUAG